GCGCUCACCCCUGCGCUUCAUUUUUGGCCCCUCCCGGCCACCGUUGCUCUCUACAAUUCGGCGCCCGUGACCCGGAAGAGCAUCCUCCUUAGCAACUGCGGGACGGCGGCGUUGCGGGCCUCCCGGGAGCCACGCUAGUGACACUUGAGCUGCUCAAGGUGGGAAGAAUUCAGAGCAGUGGAGGCCCUGCGGAAUCUGGAGAGAAGAGGUGACCUUGGAACCAGUAAUGAGCCAUCCUGACUACCGGGUGAACCUCCGGCCCCUGGGGACCCCCAGAGGUGUGUCCUCUUUGGUUGGCCCACAUGGUGUUGGUGCUUCGCCAGGUGACAAAAAGUCAAAGAGCAAGACCACACGAGGGAAGAAAAAGAGCAUAUUUGAAACCUACAUGUCCAAGGAGGAUGUUUCAGAAGGCCUGAAGAGAGGAACACUUAUCCAGGGUGUUUUGAGAAUUAAUCCAAAGAAGUUUCAUGAAGCCUUCAUUCCUUCCCCGGAUGGUGAUCGAGACAUUUUUAUUGAUGGCGUUGUUGCUCGUAAUAGAGCCUUGAAUGGGGAUCUGGUGGUUGUGAAGCUGCUUCCAGAGGAGCAGUGGAAGGUAAUUAAACUGGAGAGCAAUGACAAGGAAACAGAAGGUGCCUAUGAGUCCGAUCUCCCCGAGGAGCUCUGUGGAAGCCAGCUUCCACAACAGUCCCUGAAAGGCUAUAAUGACAGCCCUGAUGUCAUUAUAGAGGCGCAGUUUGAUGACAGCGACUCAGAAGAUGGACAUGGCAACACUCAAAAUGCUCUGGUUGAUGGUGUUAAGAAACUCUCAGUGUGUGUGCAGGAAAAAGGCAAAGAGGAUGCUGGUGCACCAGUGAUAAAAGACGAGAACACCUUCACGUCACAGGACUCCAGAGUGUUACCAGAGAAGUCGCUGCAGAGAUCCGCAAAGGUGGUUUACAUCUUGGAGAAAAAGCACUCACGUGCAGCGACUGGCUUCCUCAAACUCUUGGCUGAUAAGAACAGUGAACUGUUUAGGAAAUACGCCUUGUUUUCUCCCUCGGACCACCGGGUGCCUAGAAUAUACGUGCCUCUCAAGGACUGUCCGCAGGACUUUGUGACCCGGCCCAAAGACUAUGCCAACACACUCUUCAUCUGCCGCAUCAUGGACUGGAAGGAGGACAGCAACUUUGCCCUAGGGCAGCUGGCGAAGAGUCUUGGACAGGCUGGUGAAAUUGAGCCUGAAACAGAAGGGAUACUUACAGAAUAUGGUGUGGAUUUCUCUGAUUUCUCUUCAGAAGUUUUAGAAUGCCUCCCUCAGGGCUUGCCUUGGACAAUUCCACCAGAGGAAUUCAGCAGGAGAAGAGAUUUAAGAAAAGACUGUAUCUUCACCAUUGACCCGUCAACCGCCCGAGACCUCGAUGACGCCCUGUCCUGCAAGCCCCUCGCUGAUGGCAACUUUGAAGUGGGCGUGCACAUUGCUGAUGUCAGUUACUUUGUUCCUGAGGGAUCCAGUCUGGAUAAAGUGGCUGCUGAGAGAGCUACGAGUGUCUACUUGGUUCAGAAGGUUGUCCCCAUGCUUCCCAGGCUGCUGUGUGAAGAGCUGUGUAGCCUCAAUCCCAUGACUGACAAGCUGACCUUCUCCGUGAUCUGGACGCUAACUCCGAAGGGCAAGGGAAACACACCCAGCUGAACCUUGUGCUUUGGAAGUCCAGCUCUGGACCCAUGAAAUCCUCUCCGACCAUGUCAGCGGAGUCUCAUAUCUGGUUACCUCCAGCAUGUCUGUCUCACUGGGCACCAAGCUCCUGCAAAACAGAGACCACGUCCACAGGCCCUGGCUCAUCAGAGGCGUUUCAAUUUGAAGUCAUCUUUGGGAAAUAAACAUCAAUGUUACACUUUAAAGAAGGUCACAGACAAUGAAUCUAACUUGAUAUCUAAGUCCUAAAGCCUGGGAACCCUAAAAUCUCAGGUCAGAGGUCAGAAUAAUAAAGGAAGAGUCUCGCAGUUACAGUAGCAAUUCACAGCCUGUGUGUCCUGGCCUGUGCUGUCUGGCUCAGGCAGAAAAGCAUGUACUCCAGGGGGGCCCAGUUCAGCCCCAGUCCAUGGCGCACCUCUUUCAGCCACUUCUGUAGCCCCCAGCCCCAGUCAUUGUUGACUCCGGUCAUUUUCUGACCCCUCACCUCCAGGCCAGCAGUGAGUCACCUCAGCUUUGUCUCCAGCACCUCCAGAUUCUGUCCUCUUCCUCACCACUGUCAGCGUUGACGGCUGCCUCCAAGCUGCCACCCCCCUCCACCUGGACUCCAGGGGCCUCCCAACUGUCCCCCGACCUUCAGCUCCUACCCCACUUCGUCUUCUCCCUACACAGCGGUCCGAGGGAGUCUUCUAAAUCAGAAAUCAGGUCUCAUCUCUCUGUCCUUUUUAAUGACCCUCCAGUCUCUCAUUCGGAAUAAAAUCUAAGAAACCUUUAAAGUGGGAUUUUUUUUCCUAUUCUUUUUUUUCCUCUGUCUUCUCUGCUAGAAAUGCAUGGAUUCCAGAGAGUUCUUGGGACUCGAGUCUUUCCUUGUUCCUGGACCAUCUUUACUCACGUGGGAAGAGUGGCUUUUAGGGUGUGGCCGAGUUCUCUGCUGUGUGGCAGCUCCCCAGCCCACCUUCUGGGACCUGACCUCAGCGGGGUCAGCCCUUCUCAGCCGCCACCUUAGAACACCCUGCAGGUCGCUGGCCACUUCUCGUGGCUCUGGGGAAGUGUUUCCAGUCCCCACCUAACACCUCUUUCUGAACAGCAGACAUUGUAGGGGCACUGUGGGAUGUGCCAGUCCAGGCUGCCUUUUUUCAGCUGGACCUUCAGUGCUGCUUAGAGGGAUCCUUUUAUUUGUUGCUUAUGUAUUUGUUUCAAGCCUUUAUUCUUGGACAUCCUGGCAGUCCAGUGGUUAAGAUGGCGCUCCCAGCUCAGGAGCACGGGUUCUGUCACUGGUUGGGGAGGAUCUCACAUGCUGUGUAUGGUGGCAAAAAAAAAAAAAAAAAAAAUCCCAAAACAAAUAACUUUGCAGUUAAUAACAAAGGUAAAUAAGUGUGAAAUGGUAUUAAAAAAAACUUUAUUCUCGGUUCUGGCUUCCAACUUUGCUUCCAUUCCUCUCUACUUCGAGACCAAUGAUUCCCCCAGGUGACUUUCAGUUUUCCUUCUGGGAAACCAGAGAGAUCAGCCAGCUGGGUCUGCUGAAGUUCCUCCCUUCGGAGUCAUCCUUCCCGAAUCGUGAUGCAGAAAAAAACACUCCUGCUCCAACCAGAGGGUAAGCCCUCCGUCCUCCAGAUCUGAAGUAGCAUCAGCAUCCCUCUGAACCACUCAGAUCUUCACUCUCUAGCCCACCUCACCCCUGCCACAUCCCAGCAGUUCUAAGUGAUAACAGCUCUACCUUUGCCAAGCGUCCCUCAUCAGUCCUUCCUUUCCUAUCGCCACAGUCACUGUCCCUACCCAGGUCCUCACCAUCCUCCCUGCUUGACAGAGACUGUCUAUGGCCUCUUCCUUCCAUUUCCCCAGUGGUGUUAGGUGACUUUUAGAAGCUGAAUCUGGUCCCAUUACACUACUACUUAAUAUCCUCUUACAGUGGGACAGUGGGUUAUGAUUAUCCACAAAAGUCCGUAAUCUCCAGAGCAUGACCAGCACAGACCUCCACCAACCCCUUCUCGCAUUGCGUGGCCAUCCUUCAGCCCCUCAACCUCUGCUGACCAGUUCAUUUGGCCUCAUACAGAAUUGUUCUACUACUGAGACUUUGCAUAUGCUUUUUCCACUUCCUAGAGUGUCCUUCCCCUCAUCCCUACUAACAUGAAUCCUACUUAUCCUAUGAGACUCAGCUAAAAUGCCACUUCUUCCAUGAAAGUGUUAUUAUUCCUUCCUUCAUUCAUUUAGUAAAUACUCACUGAAGAUUUGCUGUGUUGAGACACUAUACAAGGUGUUGAAGAUAUAGGAAUUAAAUAUGCACCAAAAUAGAAACAGUAGUUAAUUCCCAAUGGUGGAUUCAUAGGAGAUUUUUUUUUCCUUCUCCUUUUCCCACAUAUAUAUUUUUUUUAAGUUUUCUGCAGUGAAUUGAUAUUGUCAUUGUAGUAAAAGUAAGAUUUUGAGGGGUUUUUUUCCUGUUGUUUUUUUUUUUUAAGUGAGGCGGGCAGAGAUAUUGGAGUAUGUUUGUAGGCUGCAUAGGGAGGCGAAUCAGAGAUGUUGCUGAUUAAGAAAGAAGGAACAAAGCUUUGGAACCAAGUCAUGAAGGAAGGGGCUUCCCUGGUGGCUUAGACCUACAGUGCAGGAGACCCAGGUUCGAUCCCUGGGUCGAGAAGAUCCCCUGGAGAAGGAAAUAGCAACUCACUCCAGUAUUCUUGCCUGGAAAAUUCCAUGGACAGAGGAGCCUGAUGAAAGAAGUGGGAAUUUCAGGACCUAAACUCCAGGAGGGGAGAUUAGCUCCCACUAGGAGGAUGAGGACCACAGACUUCCCUAGUGCAGAGAAGGUGCGGCGUGGGGUCCCUGCUGAAAUCUGGAAAGGAGGCAGGUUGGCCUUUCUGAGGAUGUGAGUAGAUGGGAAGAGCCCCGCCCUCCCUGUCAGAGCCCCUUUUCCCACCUCGCUGCCCCUACAGCACCUGUCAGUGCCAUUUGUAUGCAGAUCUGUCAUCCGACUGGACCUUAACAUCAUGCUUAAUUUUUUUAAAUCUCUUCUCCUCAUACACAGCACAGGGUCAAAAGCCCAAAAAUGCUUAAAAAUUACUUCAUAAAGUGAAUUGCAUAUCUAUUUUCCGGGACUUCCCUGGUGGCUCAGUGGUAAAGAAUUCACCUGCCAAGCAGGAGACAUGACUUUGAACCCUGGAUCAGGAAGGAAAUGGCAACCCAGUCCAGUAUUCUUGUCUGGAAAAUUCCAUGGAUAGAGGAGCCUGGAGGGCUACAGUCGAUGGGGUCACAAAGAGUCGGACACUAGUUAGCGACUAAAACAACAACAUACCCGUUUACACAGUUCUGUUUAGCCUGCUUUAUUAGAAUGCUUUAUUUCCUUGGUAAGGCGUUUUUAUCACAGCAGCCUUUUCAGCACCCUGAGCUGUAUCCUAGGGUUGAGGAGGGUUUGACCCAGCUGCCCGAGUGUCUUCCCCCCACUGCCUUCCCUGCUCACCCUGCUGCUGACACACCAGCUGCCACCCAUGGAAAUGCUAUAGAACUUGAAAAAUAAAACUAUGACCCUCCCGGGUCAUCUUGUGUCUGCAGCAAGCCCACAGAGCCAAGCACAAGCGCAGGACUGUGUGACUAGGGGCUGCAGGUCAUGGUAAAGAAACAGUGCUGGGUUUUAUGUCUCCUCUUAGGACACUUCAGUGGAAAUCUUGCCCAAUCAACUCCCAGUGAGAGACUAUAGCUCCCAAGGCUGAUUCUGAAAAUAAUAGAAAAGUUCCCAGAAUAUUCAUUUUUAGUCCUUAGCAGAGCAGGGCAAAGUCGCUUUAUUUCAGACCUAUAGAGGUAGCCUGGGGCCAGAGGAGCCUUUGGAAGAACUCUGUUGUGUCCUUUGUGUCCUGGUUUGCUAACGAAGAUACCAGGCAAUUAGAGGCUGACCUGAAGUGACCUAUAAGGUCACUUCAAGGUAACAGCAGACCUGAGCACAGAUUUUGCUGUGAAUCCUUGAGUUUAAAGUAAAAAUUCAAAAUAAAAUAUUUUCAAGACAUAACAAAACAAGACGUGUAUCAUUCAUAGGAUUGUUGUCACUGUUGCUUAGUCACUAAGUCGUGUCUGACUCUUUUGCAAACAAAAAAAAAUAUUUUUUUUAAUCAGCCUUUCCUGCAUUUUGAGGUUACUAAUCAUGAAGUUGAUUUAAAUUUAAGGACUUGGGUUCUGAGGUUAAUAAACAAUAUGUUGCUGUGCUGCCUGCCUUUAAAAGAAGGAUGGACCUCGUUUUUGGCGAGAUGACUUCGUUUAGUCUUUUUGGAAGGUUGGGACUGAAUUAACCUCACUGGCUUUAGAAAUCUGUGAUUCUGUUUUUCCUGCAUCUUUCUGAACCCAAUCCUUAGAAGCUUCCUCCAUAGCUGUCCUGUGCUUUCCUCCCUCUUCUCCACCUGCAGCUUCCUUCCCACAGCCCUCAGGCCUCCCAACCAGUCCACCACCUCCAAAGAGUCCUCCUGCCCGCCCAACCCGCCUCGCAACUGUCUGCACCAAAGGGAACACUUUUCAAAGACUUCCCUGGCUUCCCUGGUGUUUCAGAUGGUAAAGAAUCUGCCUGCAGUACUGGAAACCCUGGUUCAAUCCCUGGGUCGGGAAGAUCCCCUGGAGAAGGGAAUGGCAACCCACUCCAGUAUUCUUGCCUUGGAGAAUCCCACGGACAGAGGAGCCUAGCGGGUUCCUUGGCAUUGCAAAGAGUCAGAUGCAACUGGGCAACUAACGCUUUCCAAAGACUGCCUAGUCGAGGUCCCUCAUCCUCUGUCACAGGAAUGGAAUUCUCGUCUCUUGACCAUAUCCUGCCUUCAGACUCUUGUGCCAUUCUAAGGUUUACAAGGCAGACAGUUGAGGGAGUUGCCUUAUUUCUUUCAUCUUUGGCUUUGAAGUUUAGACCUUUAGAUCAAGAUGCUGGAGGGGAGUAAAAUUUGCCAUUCCAGGAUAUCUUUUGGGCUUCCCCUCAUAACUCAGUUGAUAAAGAAUCUGCCUGCAAUGCAGGAGACCCCUAUUUGAUUCCUGGGUUGGGAAGAUCCACUGGAG
Bubalus bubalis (water buffalo) is the source of this 6685-nucleotide messenger RNA. RefSeq names its product DIS3 like 3'-5' exoribonuclease 2 (gene DIS3L2). The transcript has 13 exons. The record is from RefSeq and is a predicted model, not a curated record. Gene Ontology annotation, molecular function: RNA binding; 3'-5'-RNA exonuclease activity. NCBI's taxonomy places the organism in Eukaryota, Metazoa, Chordata, Mammalia, Artiodactyla, Bovidae. Gene Ontology annotation, cellular component: exosome (RNase complex); P-body. Gene Ontology annotation, biological process: miRNA catabolic process. The coding region runs from base 227 to 1669 and encodes 480 amino acids.